Phalaenopsis equestris is the source of this 616-nucleotide messenger RNA. RefSeq lists its product as uncharacterized. Bases 85 to 363 code for a protein of 92 amino acids. Lineage: Eukaryota; Viridiplantae; Streptophyta; Magnoliopsida; Asparagales; Orchidaceae. The transcript has 3 exons. The record is from RefSeq and is a predicted model, not a curated record.
CCUACUCCUUCUCCAGUCUUCUUCCUCUCGACUCCUCCGCUCCUCUGCAAAUUCCUUACACAUCUUCUUCUUCUCCGAUUCCCCAUGGAUCGCAGCAUCGAUGUGUCGAAGGAGAACUGGAUGUCGGUACCGGCGUUCGGGGAUUGGGAGAAGCUGCAGGGUAUGCCUGAUUACUCCAUGGAUUUCACUAAGAUUAGAGAGAAUCGCAAGCAGAGCAAGUCCGAUUACUCCCGUAUGUCCAUGGGAAAGGAAGCCGACCUUCUUUCUCAGUACAGCACCGCUCCUCCGGUUAUUCAAGUGAAACAUAGUUCACCGGGGAGGAAGACGCUUAUGAGCUACUUUGCUUGCUGUGGCUCCAAGUGAUCUGCUUGGGGGCUCUCAUCGUCUUCACAAUUUGAGAAGAUAAUUAUACAUUCAACCAAUUCUUUUUCUUAUUUCUCCUCUUUUCAGAAAUAAUUUGCCGCAUGAUUCAAUGCUUAAAAAUUCCCUGGCGUGCUGCCAUGAAACAAAGAUGAACAAAUUGGGGAGACAAGCAUUUAAUGCUGCAUUUUGUGCAUUGAUUUUUUUUAUUGGAGUCAGCAAAAUAUAAUGUAUUCUCAAUUCAUGAACGAGUUUA